CAAGCGAUGGCCGGUGCGAGCGAUCAUGAGAAUUUUUUCGAGGGAACAGAGAAAUUACUGGAAGUAUGGUUUUCCUCAUCCUCGGACAAUGAGCAUCAUGAUCUAAGAAAUAUACAAAGGAAGGACUGGGAGGAACUGCUAGGUAUUGUGAGAUGUGAGAUCCUAAGCAAGACAUCAAACUCCGACAUGGAUGCCUACGUCCUUAGUGAAAGCAGCAUGUUUGUGACCAAGGAGCGAUUUAUCCUGAAAACCUGCGGGAAAACCACUCUUCUGUUAGCCAUCGAGCCCUUACUUAGACUGGCCAAGAACAAAUGUGGAUUAGAUACAGUCUUUGACAUUUUCUAUUCAAGGAAGAAGUUUGCACGGCCAGAGCAACAGCACAGUAUCCAUCGAACAUUUGAAGAUGAGGUCGGCCACCUCGAUAAAAUCUUUAAAAAUGGUGCAGCAUACACACUUGGACGUAUUAACAGAGAUUGCUGGCAUCUGUAUACACUAGAUGAGGAAGGAGUCACCUUGCCAGACCAGACUGUGGAACUGUUAAUGUGGGAUAUGUGUCGAGAGAAGAUGGCCAUUUUCACACAGGAAGUCUCGAAGUCAGCUGCUCAGGCAACCAAGGACUCUGGCAUAUCUGAUAUUAUACCUGGAGUUCAGAUUGAUGACUUCCUGUUUGAGCCUUGUGGGUAUUCUAUGAAUGGUCUGUUACCAGGGGGUUACUAUAUCACCAUCCAUGUGACUCCAGAGCCUCACUGUUCCUACGUCAGCUUUGAAACCAACGUUCCCCAGGAAUCCUAUCAUAUGCUGAUUGACAAAGUUCUGUCCACGUUUAGACCGGGCAAGUUCCUUAUGACAGUCUUUGCUAACAAGGCAUCUCUGGCUAAAGACAACCAUAAGAUGAUGGCAGAGAAAGAAGUCAAAGGUUACGUCCGUAAUGACCAUCAGCUCUGUUUCUUUAAGAACUACAAUCUGACCUACUCCUUCUUCACCAGGCCAGUGAUCUAGGAUCUAGCUUGUGGGAAUGUCUCGUUAGCCAUCCCCAGCCCGACACACCACCCUGACUGUGUCCAGUGCUCCAUGGAGAGACUUUCCCCGUUACCUAGCAACAUGUGUGCUUUUUUUAUUUUGGUGUUAAUUAUUAUUGAUUUUGAUGUUAAUGAUAUUGUGUUUUUGUGGAUAACUAGAAAAAAUAGAAAGAAAUACAGACUUCUGUUCUCCUUCCUGACAAGGAAGUUGAGAUAAAUAGGCUCUUUUCAUAAAGAGUGUUAAAUCUUGGGUAGUUUUUAUUCCAAUACACAUGACAGAUAUUAUUAAUAAUGAGCUCUGUGAGCUUUGUAGCAAAUCUUAGCCAUGUAAUGAUUUAUAUAAGUUUUCAUAUCAGGAAGUUCUGCAGAUACAUGCUGAACUACUCGAUGCAAGAACAUGUUGUAAUGGACUUUAUUAACAAUGUAUUGUAGGUUAUCAGUUUACCCUCUAUCAUGUCCAUUAAGCCAAACUUCCUCUAUUACUCAAAAUAGGGAGGUGGGCUUCUAUGGACCAUGCUGGCUUUUCUUUGGUAUGGAUUUACUAUUUUUUUCCCCAAUAAUUGACAAUUUUUGGCGGUUUGAAGGCACUACAGAAUUUCGCAGUGGUGGAGGGUAACAUUUUAACAUUAUCAAUAUCAGAUUUCUUGCCAAUGAUGAAAAUAAAAAGAUAGUUUUAUUAUGGAGAAGAGACACCAUUAGAUGUCAUUGAAAAGACAAUGUAAUGUCUAAAGUUGAAUGGCAACUAGGUUUCUCAAAGCAAAAUGAACUGUAACCUACCUGUUUUACAGAAACCUUGAAGAUAUGCUAAGCAUUGCGAUAUCUUUACGUUGUGAAGCAGAAAAGAAAGAGAUCAUGAAUAAGCAUUGUAUUGUUUGUUAAAUUUUCUUUAUGGGGAUUCCGAACUGGCACAAUCCCAGUGAUAACAUUAAAUACCUGGUAAUUCUUAUAAUCCUAGAUGAAAAUUGUUACUAGAAGAAACUAGUGGCUUAGUAAUUAAUGGGAGGAUUCAUAUGUAAAACAAAUAAAAAAAAUUAAAUUGCUCUAACAUUAUUGAAUGUCACACUCGCAAUUUCCAAUGCCAGACUUUUGUUCAAGAUUCAUAGGAAUGAAACAGGUCAUGUAAAAUAAUUGUAAUAUCUUCACAUGCAUUGGUUAAUGAUGUAAAAAUUAACCACUUUGAGCAUUCAAGUUUUAUAAUAAAUUAAUAUUCAAUAAUACAUGAGUGUCCAUCAUCCAUUCACAAUUUCUAAAACUGGUUUUUGAAUGACCAAAUAGAUUAACCACUAAUCAUAUUGGAGUUACAGAUGUUGGUUUGGUUUUAUAGUUUUUAAAGAUUCUGGACCUGCAAAAUUAUGUAAUUGGUAUUAAUAAUUUGUUAGAAGCACAUUUUUUGUGAAGAUUUUGGAUUUAAAUUCAGAAGAGUUUACCUCUCAGCCGCACACCCUACCAAUUAGGUAGAGGUGGAAGGUGGGACCACAAUUUCAAGAUCUUCACCUUGUUAUGAUAUAUCUGCUUAUUCAACAAAAUCACACUAACAAAGCAGUCUUUAUUGUUCCUUGAGAUGCCAUUUCCAUUGCUCAUUUCUUUAAAUUGGAGACAACUCUAAAAUAAUUUCAGGAUUGCCACCUUUGUAUGGUGUUAAAAAUUCACCUUUGUAUGUUCAAUUUUAAGCUCAAGAGCUAAUGAUACUGGUGCUCUUGGAUUCGGGAUUGUUUUACAACUUAGAUAUUAAUUAGAUAUUAAUAUAAAAGAAAGUAAAGAGUAAUUUUAAAAUCAAUAUAAAACAUCAGGUGAUACACAAGUUAUAUGCAUUUAUUGACAAAGCUGUUUGUUGAAAUCUUUCCCUUUGUGUUUUAGAUACAGAUCUCAUGGUCAACUUUACAUUUUGGUGAAAAAGAUGUUUGAUUCAUUUUGAAGCAAAUUUUAGCAAAGGGUUGGAAUGUUUUGUUAAAACUUGUUAUAUUCUGAUUCAGUGCUAGAAUGGCAAAGACGAACAUAUGCGACACCGUUUCAGUAAACAGAAAUCUCAUGAUCCAGUAAAACAGUGUGAAACAAUGUUUAAUAUGUAAAGCAUGUCUGUAUUGAUGUUUAGGCAUUAACAAAACUUUCCAUGGAGAAUAACUUCCUUGUAACUGACCAUACACUUUAUGUGCAUAAUUGUGUUAAAAGGUUUGACUUUCGUUUUGCUGGUGUUUUUAUAGACAAUUGCUGUUUUGCUUUGAAAGCUUGACUACUUAUCUGCACAAGUGUAAGAUUCGUGAUGGACAAGGUGAGAUUGUCAUGAAGGUGGCCAACUGUUUUUGGCAUAAUUUUAUAUGGACAAGGAUAAUUCUUUUUUGUUGCUGUUUUGGAAAUCAUUAUCUUUGCUAUUGUGAUCUUAUUCAUCAACUGAUUGGGAUGAAAUUUUCAGGGUAUCGGUAUCAUUGACUUCCUGUCAACAAAAUUAUAGAAUCGCCAUUAAAUCAUUAUGAAUGCCCAAUGGUGAGUUAAAGGUAAUACUGCAACAACUAUGAUGAUUACAUAUCGAUACCAUAAUCAAAAUGGUUUGCAGGGGACAUAACUCUUGAUCAUGGAAGUGACGAACAUUUCACAAUUAUUCAUAGAACAGGUUUGGCAUUAUAUUAUUGAAAAGGAGAUGAUGAAAUGUUUACAUUGGGAUACUUUACAAUUGCUGUAGAACUAUUUAUUCUUUGUUUAAGGUUGAAAUUUAAUGAAUAAAGCUAAUAAUGUUCAAUUAAA
Messenger RNA from Ylistrum balloti, 3758 nucleotides. RefSeq names its product S-adenosylmethionine decarboxylase proenzyme-like. Gene Ontology annotation, biological process: spermidine biosynthetic process; spermine biosynthetic process. The transcript is spliced from 12 exons. NCBI's taxonomy places the organism in Eukaryota, Metazoa, Mollusca, Bivalvia, Pectinida, Pectinidae. The coding region runs from base 7 to 999 and encodes 330 amino acids. The record is from RefSeq and is a predicted model, not a curated record. Gene Ontology annotation, molecular function: adenosylmethionine decarboxylase activity. Gene Ontology annotation, cellular component: cytosol.